AUGCGUGUCGUUGGAAGAGAAUUUUCAAACAUAUCAGAUACUGAGAUAGACAACUUGGUCCGCCAAGUACAGGAAGUGACUCCAUCAGUGGGCCUUAGAAUGGACCAGGGAUCACUGAGAGAACGCGGGUUGGUAGUUCAGAGAAUGCGCUUGCUUCAGUCCCUACGAAGGGUAGAUCCUGUUACAACCACCCCGAGAAACGCAAGGAGGAUAAUCCGUAGAAGCUACAGUGUUCCCUACCCAAAUUCCUUGUGGUAAGCUUUGCUAUUUCACUUCCGACUUUAUGCACUUGUAGGGUGAGGAGUUACAGAAAAGUUUUGGUAAAAUUAAAUGUAAGCUUAGAUUGUUACCACAUUUACUAAAAAAGACCCGCCAUAUAAAGACAUUUAGAAAGAACUACAUUCCACUUUAUGAUUCUUCUAUGCCGCUGACCAAUCCUUGACAGUGUGCUGUACAAAAUCUGUACCCCCUCCCCCCAUCUGUUUGAUAUGAAGCUUAUAGACUAAAGUCUUUUCUUUGUUUUUUCACCAGGCACAUUGACGGCAAUCAUAAAUUGAUUGAACCUUUUCGCAUAGUCAUUCAUGGGGGUAUAGAUGGCUAUUCACGCCUUAUUGUUUUUCUCCAUGCAUCAACCAAUAACAGAGCAACAACUGUAUUAAACUAUUUUCAAGAAGCAGUUGUAAAGUACAAUCUCCCUUCUCGGGUUCGCUGUGACCUAGGGAUGGAGAACUUUGAAGUUGCAAGAUACAUGCUAGAGACAAGAGGGCUUAAUCGUGGGAGCAUUAUGACUGGUACUUCAGUCCAUAACCAGAGAAUCGAACGACUAUGGAGGGAUGUCAAUCGAAUAGUAAUUUCCAGAUUUCUGAAUAUAUUCUUGUAUCUUGAAAGAAAUGGCUUCCUUUGCUCAACCAAUGAGGUACAUCUGUACUGUUUGCAACUUGUUUAUCUAGAUUUAGUUAACCAGGCCCUUGAUGAGUUUACUGCUCAGUGGAAUAGUCAUCCUGUCACAACUAACAAACUUUUCCCCUCGGCAGUUGUGGGUAAGCGGGAUGGUCACUUUAGAGCAAUCCAACUACACUGCUGUUUAAGAUGUAUUGUGUGCUUCUACAGACUAUUCCAACUAUGGCAUAGAUGA
Molecule: messenger RNA, 1135 nt
Organism: Porites evermanni
Lineage: Eukaryota; Metazoa; Cnidaria; Anthozoa; Scleractinia; Poritidae
Source: the annotation of a GenBank genome assembly